Messenger RNA from Desarmillaria tabescens, 1577 nucleotides. RefSeq lists its product as uncharacterized. The record is from RefSeq and is a predicted model, not a curated record. NCBI's taxonomy places the organism in Eukaryota, Fungi, Basidiomycota, Agaricomycetes, Agaricales, Physalacriaceae. The transcript is spliced from 4 exons. Bases 193 to 1293 code for a protein of 366 amino acids. Gene Ontology annotation, molecular function: protein binding.
UAUUUGUAAUCAUACAAGACACGACAAAAGGUCUCUCCUCCUCUCGUCCACCUUUCAACCAAGGAUAUUACAGCGGCGUGAGGGACUGUAGUAUGUGGCACGUUUUGUGGUGGUACAUAGCCCCAGCGUUCCCUUUUUGGACCUCGACCGGUUAUCUAUCUAUCUUUCCUGAGACCUGGCGUCAGAGGAAUAAUGUCCUAUUUCUCCUGGCUACCUCAAGAACUAAUUGACUAUAUCCUUGAUUUCUUGAUCAAUGACGCUCGGUCCCUCAAAGCCUCCUCUCUGGUCUGCCGUUCUUUCCUCUAUCGAACUCGUGUCCAUCUGUUCUGGCGAUUUCGCAUCACUGGUACCCGCUCCUUUAGCGAGCUUCACGAGAUGUUCCGGAAGUCUCCCCAGAUACCUCACCAAAUCAGACAGUUAACCCUUCACAAUGUUACGGGCGAUAGAGUACGAGACUCCGAGCACCUUUCUCCUGUGAUCUCGUCGUUCUCUUGCUUGCAAACCAUCAUAUUCUUCAACAUUAAGUGGACAUUGCUGCCACAGGCCUCACGAGACGCACUCUCUUCACAUGCAUUCCAAACUAUCUCCUUGCAUACCGAUAUGACCACAUCCGACUUACGUUCCCUCGUCUCUAGCUCUCACGACAGCCUUCAUAGGCUCGAGCUAUAUAAAACACAAGUCACCGGGUCUUUUCGGCGCAGCGUAGGAUCCUCUCCACGCAUACGGAUUCUAUCUCUAUAUUAUGUGCCUCUUUGCUACGAGUUGUUUUCACAGACCCUACCCUCUUUUCUUUCAUUGGGGCAUCUCCACACCCCACAUGUGCUGUUGCCCGAUCUUUCCUCAGCGCGUUGUCUCCAAAAGGUGCUCAGAGAGCAGUUUUGUUCACUUCAGCACCUUGGAGUUACACGUCCACCGAAGUUUUCUGAUUUGGAACGUCUUAACUCGUCUCACUGCCUUCCAAUUUCAGGGUUACUAUCCCUUAUCGUGGAAAUGUGGGACUUCCAUGAUCGUCCCAUUGAUCAACAUCUGCAAUGGUGGAUAGAGAAUAUCAGGCAAUGCUCAGUGAUCGAGCGGGUCACCUUCCGCCUUCCAUUGUAUGACUAUUUGAGCGAUUACAGUGCCUGGAAGAUUUUGGAUAGCUAUCUGUCUGAGGGGGGAAGUAAUCCUUGUCUCAAAGACGUCGUAAUUGACCUGGGCGCAAACUGGUCAAUGAGCCCAGUCGUCGAACCGGCCAAGCUCGCCAUGGAGAGUCAGUUUACGGAUAAGCGAGUUCGUGUUGUGGUUACAGAUUAGUAUAGGGACAGGCACGUUUGGACGAAUAGUAGUAACUUGUCAUCCGUGUUCAAUCCAAGACUGGUCAUUCCAGCGGGAAGCUGCCAUUAGUGGAUUGUAUGUUUCCUUGUUUCGCUCGCAUGUGCUUGUGACCUCCAGUAAACUCAUAAGCAACCUUGAUGACCCGGUGUUUUUGCAGCGUCGUUUGGGCGGUGAACGGUCACCCGGAUGUCAUCAUGAUACUGUUAUUGAUUGAUAUCUCUGAAGCUGUUGCCCUGCUUUGUCCUCUCCUUGAGGCUGUGGUG